Letharia lupina is the source of this 825-nucleotide messenger RNA. RefSeq lists its product as uncharacterized. Lineage: Eukaryota; Fungi; Ascomycota; Lecanoromycetes; Lecanorales; Parmeliaceae. The transcript has 2 exons. Bases 1 to 825 code for a protein of 274 amino acids. The record is from RefSeq and is a predicted model, not a curated record.
AUGGAGAACAAGACAAAGGUAGCAAAAACGCGCGCUUUUCCGACUCCACGACCGCCGGCCGCGGCACCUAAAGCCCCACGACCUGCAGCACCACGACAUAAACCACUCACCCCGAAGGAAGUCAAAGCGGGGAUCGAAACAUCCACCCAGAAAUUCCGAAACUCAACCCGCUUUCACUCCCUGACGGCUUUCUUCGAGCAAGGGCAGAAAACAAAUAUCACGCAGUGCAUAUGUCUCGGCCUCGGCCCAUUCAUGAACUUCGAGAGCAAGAGCGCGCGAGGGAGAAAACGCAACGGAGACUUCAACACCUCUCUCCACCAACCAGCCAUGCUGGAGUCGCUCCCCAACGGUCUGACGAAAGACGAGGAAACCAAAAUCUACUUCCAAGACCCCGUCUUCACGCGAUCAGAACGCGACCACCUCCAAUCCCGCGAUCUGAAAGCGAAAAACAUCUCCCGAGCGCUCACGGACACAUUCCCAGCUCUGUACAUCGGCACCGACCCCGACGCCGCGAUCGCGGACAUCGGCAAGGACAACGCCAAAAAAAUUCCGGGCGGGAAGGAGAAGUAUAUCCGGCCGUUGCAAGAGUUCGGGCGAGACUCGGCCGAGACGCUGCGGUUGCCGAUCUUCGCCCACGGUGUCCGAGACGGUCAUGAUGUCUGGGCGGAAGCGAGUGUUCAUUGGAGAGUGCCCGAUGGUGGAGGGGAAAAGGUGGGAAAGCGGUUGGGUGGGGGGGGGAUGGCAAGAGCAAGAGUGGAAAUCGGAGCGCGACACUAUCAUCUGGUGCGGAGGGAAAGGAAAAUGGAAAGGGAAAGGAAUUUGUGA